AUGACGAAGAUGUCUAAUGUUCCAGAUGAUUUGGUAUUGGAGAUAUUCUCUAGGGUUCCAUUGACAUCGCUAGGCAAAGUGCGAUGUACUUGUAAAAGGUGGAACGCUUUAUCCGAAAUUCAGAUUUUUGGUAAAGAAACAGCAGCAAGGAAACAGGUUCUAGGGUUCAUGGUACUUGAUCAUAGGGUUUGUUCCCUGAGAUUCGAUCUCCAAGGAAUCCUCAACGAAGGAGACUUGGUUGGUCCAUCUGUAAAGCAAAUAAGUACACUUGAUCACAUUAAGAUGUCUGAAGUUUUUCACGCUGACGGCUUAUUGUUAUGCGUCACAGAAGACAAUCUCAUGGUGUGGAACCCAUAUUUAGGGCAAACCAAAUUGAUCGGACGGCCUGAGAAAUUUUUCGACAAUAAUCGCAUUAUUGCUUUCGGAUACGACAACAACAAAAACCGUAACCAUAAAAUCUUAAGGAUUUGGGGGGAUUAUGACAACACUGAAGACGACUUUGGAAUAGAUGCUAAUCAAUGCCCCGUGCCUUUGAAGGGAAACACUUACUUUGUUGCUCAAGAGAAAAUAACACAGGAUGCAGUGGAACACUUUUUACUCUGUUUUGAUUUUACAACGGAGAGCUUUGGUCUGCCUCUUCCGUUUCACUCUGAGGGACACGUUGUGACUUUGUCUUGUGUCAGAGAAGAGAAAGAGCAGCUCGCUGUCUUAUGUAAACCUUACGAGGAAUUGGAGAUUUGGAUUACGACUAAGAUUUUGCCAAAUGCGGUAUCAUGGAGCAAGUUUUUGAAAGUGGAGAUCACACCUCUCAAUGGUUUUCUGGAUGAGUUUGUGUAUGACUUUGAUUAUGGGAGCUUCUUCAUUGACGAGGAGAAAAAAGUCGCUGUGGUUUUUUAUGAUUACUAUGAAGAUGAUCCAUCCGAGAACAACCUGUUAGGAGCUGGCAUCAUUGGAGAAGAUGGCCACUUCAAAUUCUUGGAUCUCGGAGAAGCUUGGAAAAAAGGAUUUUGUGAACCAUUUAUCACUAGAGACAAGGUAGCAGCCAACCUGUCAGCAACUCAGCAUGCAGUAUUGUUAUGUGUCGCCUGCGAAGACGAAAGCAAGCCAAAGCUCAUGGUGUGGAACCCGUAUUUGGAGCAAAAGAGAUGGAUCCCACAAUCCAAUAAAGGUUUAGACCGAGAAGACAUGUUUGCUUUCGGAUACGACAACAACAACAAGAAUCGCAACCACAAAAUCUUAAGGAUUUUCGAAAAACUUUUCAAGGACAAAGGCGUCUGGGAAGCUCAAAUUUCCUGUUUAGAAUUGUAUGAUUUAAAUUCUAAUUCAUGGAGGGUUCUUGAUCUCAAACCAUAUUUUUAUAUAGAUUGUUGUGAAUGCAUCACGUCUUUAGAGGGAAAUGCUUACUUUGUUGCUCAAGCGGUAUCAACACAGGAUGAAGAUGAGAAACGCUUUUUACUCUGUUUUGAUUUUACAACUGAGAGCUUUGGUCCGCGACUGCCUCUGCCGUUUCACUCUAAGGGAGAAGUUCUGACUUUGUCUUGUGUUAGAGAAGAGAAAGAGCAGCUCGCUGUCUUAUGGCAAUAUGACGAGGAAUUAGAGCUUUGGAUUACGACUAACGUUUUGCCAAAUGCAGUAUCAUGGAGCAAGUUUUUCAAAGUGGAGAUCACACCUCUCAAUAGUUUUCCGGAUGAGUUUUGGUAUAACUUUGAUAAUGGGAGCUUCUUCAUUGACGAGGAGAAAAAAGUCGCUGUGGUUUUUUUUGAAUACUAUAAGGAGGAUAAAGAUGAAAUUGAAUAUGAUCCAAACAAGGAGAUAGUACAGCAAGGAGCUUACAUCAUUGGAGAAAACCGAAGCUUCAAAUUUGUGGAUCUCGGAGAAGCUUGGAAACCUGUAGUUUGCAAACCACUUGUGUUCUCAUCUUAUGUUCCAAGUUUAGUGCAAGUAGAAUUCAACCAACGGGGAAAAUGA
Molecule: messenger RNA, 1968 nt
Organism: Microthlaspi erraticum
Lineage: Eukaryota; Viridiplantae; Streptophyta; Magnoliopsida; Brassicales; Brassicaceae
Source: the annotation of a GenBank genome assembly